UGUAUGGGAUGAUGAAAUGAGCGACCCUCCUGUGCGUACCUGAACGCCUCCCAGACGCGCCUGAGGCUGCUGGUGUGACGGACCUGAAGAACCAGCUCCCUUCCGACCUCUCCUCCCUCCUCCUCCCCCUUCCUCCCCUUCCUCUUCUGCUCUCUAUCGACCACACCGACCGACUUGCGAGGACGGGCCGCCCCGCCGACUCUUUUGAUGAGUCAGCACUUCCAACUGACAAAGGGAAACUCCCUCACAAGCCAACUUGUUUUCUCGCUUCUACGUCCUCUCUCCCGGGGUCCUUGUCGCCCCCCCCACCCAUCCUUACCCCCCACGACUGACACGCAAAUGGAACUCAGGUGAACUCCGGCAGGUUUUGGGCCAUGCGGGUGGGCAACAGGGCGUUUUUACGCACAUUGACUUCCAAAGCCGUUUGCUUAAAGAUGGUCUUUUGGGACGGGGGGCAUGACAAGCUUUGUUUCUAGAGGAGGACGGUAAAGGACAAGCAUGCAGACUUACCCGGAAAGCAUCGCCUUUCUGGGGCAGUUUGGCCGCUUCCAGCAGAUGGUCUUCUUCCUGCUGUGCAUCAGCAUCGUCCCCAACGGCUUCGGCGCCUUCACGCUGGUCUUCUUGGCGGACACGCCGAGUCACCGCUGCCGGGUUCCGGACGUCAACCUCACCGACGACUGGCUCGACGCCGUCAUCCCGGUCCGGGUGGUCAACGGCAACCCGGUGCGCAGCAGCUGCACCAGGUACCGCCUGGAUGUGGUCCGGAACCUGUCGGAUCAGGGGUACAGUCCGAAUCAGGAUGUAAACCUCACCGCCCUGGAGGAGGAGACGUGCAAGGACGGCUGGAUCUACAGCAAGGACAUCUACCAGUCCACCAUUGUCACCGAGUUCGACCUGGUGUGCGGCGACAAGUGGAAGAAACCGUUCACCACCACCAUCUUUUUCGUGGGCAUUCUGGUCGGAUCCUUCUUCGCUGGACAGCUCUCAGACAAGUGCGGCAGGAAACCCAUCCUCUUCGCCACACUGGCUCUCCAGACCAUCUUCACCUUCAUUCAGGUUUUCUCCGUGUCCUGGUCGAUGUUCACCGUCCUCCUGGUCAUCAACGGCCUAGGACAGAUGUCCAACUACAUGGCUGCUCUGGUGCUAGGGGCAGAGAUCCUGACGGGCAACGUCCGCCUGCUGUAUUCGUCCCUGGGUACUUGUUUUGGUUUUGCUGCAGGCUACAUGCUGCUGCCUCUGUGUGCGUACUUUGUGAGGGACUGGAAGUCGCUCUUGCUGGUGUUGUCCGUACCCUGCGUGGCCUUCUUGCCUUUCUGGUGGUUCAUCCCAGAGUCUCCCCGGUGGCUUCUCUGCCAGGACCGAGUGGAGGAGGCGGAGGACAUCAUGAGGAAGGCGGCCAGGAUAAAUAAAGUCCAGGCUCCUGGUGCCAUCUUUCAAGGCUACAAUGGGGCAAGGGCCAAGACGGACCCUAAGGAACCCCACAGCAUCUUGGACCUGGUGAGGAAUGUCAACAUCGCUGCCAUGACUGUCGUUCUCUGCUACGUGGCUUUCACCAUGUCGGCGGGAUACUACGGCAUCUCCUUCAACACGACGCAGCUCCACGACAACACCUACGUCAGCUGCUUCAUCUCGGCCGUGGUGGAGCUGCCGGCGUACGUCUCCAGCUGGCUGGCGCUGCGUUACAUCCCGCGGAGGCUGUCGGUCAUCGGCACCUUGGUGCUCGCCGCCAUUCCGCUGUACCUCAUGCAGCUGGUGCCCGAAGGUUAUUUCGGCCUCUCUCUCUUGUUGGAGAUGGUGGGCAAAUACGCCAUCACCAUGGGUUUCGGCCUGAUGUUCGCCUACACCACCGAGCUCUACCCGACGGCGCUGCGGAACACGGCGGCCGGGAUCUGCAACACUGUGGCACGGCUGGGAAGCUGCAUCACACCUUACCUGCUGGAGCUGGGGUCCUACUCCAGGUUCCUGCCAUACAUCAUCUUGGGGAGUCUGGCCAUUUUGGCUGCCUUUGCCACAAUUUUCCUCCCGGAGAGUUUCGGGCGCCCUCUACCCGACACCAUGCAGGACAUGCGCAGGAGAGAGCGCAUCAACUGUCCCUGCCUUCCAAAAGCCGAGACUCCUGUGACUGUGGUACUCAUGGACAACCCCAAAGCAUAACGUAUACUGCAUGCAACUACUCUACUCAGGGUGUCACUAAUGGUGCCACGUAAUCAUGGUCCGGUACGUACAUGUGCCUUGCUUUUAGGGUCAAGUGGGGUCCUUUUUGGGUAUAGUAAGAGAACAAAAACAGCAAAACAUGAAACCAUAGUUUACAUUUGUAAACAUGCUUCUAUGAAUGAAAGCCAACCCGGGAAAACAUUACAGAAUCGUUCAGUUCAAUACUUGAGCCUUUUUAAUAAAAAGGAAUGAAUGCGCUGCAGCGAUACCUGCUGUGCAUUCAUAAAACACUUUUUACAGCACUUUUGGAAGUGGCAAUAAAGAUAAUUAAUCAUCAUUAUCAAACGUUCAACGGCAUUUCGGUUUCACCACCACACGCGUUGUUGUGUUGAAGUUCAUAGUGGUCAUGUUCGCACGGGAUGAAUAUGAACAGGUCACCAUUUCAAUUUUCAACUUGUUCAAAGUCGAAUCAAAGAUUGACCUUGUUUUUAACGAGAACUAUGACAUCCGUCACCACAAUAUUGAACAUCAAGUGUUUUUCUUUAUUUAUGCUUUUUAGCUGUGCAUGUUUAUUUCUUCACACCCUGCAAAGAACAAACAACAAAUUAUUAUAUUGCUAUUUUAGCAAAAAACAAACCAAUCCUAAGUAAGUGUAGAAAAACAGCCGCUACAAAUGCACUGAGGACUUUUAUCAUGUGAAGAGUCACAUUGUCCCAUAUUGGAUGCACUUCACUCUAUCAUAGUGUUUCAACAUAUGUAUAUUACUUCAUAAGUCAUUUGAAAUUUGGAUAAUUAUGUUUUAAAAUUUGAAGUUGAG
Messenger RNA from Doryrhamphus excisus (bluestripe pipefish), 2971 nucleotides. RefSeq names its product solute carrier family 22 member 4-like. NCBI's taxonomy places the organism in Eukaryota, Metazoa, Chordata, Actinopteri, Syngnathiformes, Syngnathidae. Gene Ontology annotation, biological process: transmembrane transport. Gene Ontology annotation, cellular component: membrane. Gene Ontology annotation, molecular function: transmembrane transporter activity. The record is from RefSeq and is a predicted model, not a curated record.